This is a messenger RNA of Neoarthrinium moseri, 549 nucleotides long. RefSeq lists its product as uncharacterized. The record is from RefSeq and is a predicted model, not a curated record. NCBI's taxonomy places the organism in Eukaryota, Fungi, Ascomycota, Sordariomycetes, Amphisphaeriales, Apiosporaceae. Bases 1 to 549 code for a protein of 182 amino acids. The transcript has 2 exons.
AUGCAAGCAGACUCAAAAGAUGGACGAUUCGCGACCCUUCCCUCACUUGCUGGUCAUCAACGUCGCGUCGAUGACAAGUGGCUGGACACCAUUCCCGGCAUAGGGAACGAUCCCGCUGGUUGGCUGCGGUAUGAGUGGUGGAACAACGGCAACGACGUGAGAGUUGAUGACCGGGCCGGGAGGGUCCUCUGUCCCGCGGGAGGCAGCCGCAUGAUGUCAAGCAUCAUUGAUCACGGUGCGCAAGCGGCUUGCCAGAUGUUUGUCUCCAAGAGUAGGGCGGGGCAGCUCGGUCUCCAAGUCUGGCACGCGUGGGAGCAAUGGGGUGACGGUCAGUUGACCACCGCGGACGGCCACGAUGGCUACAUCCGGUGGCUGAUUGGAAGUGUGAGCGAUUCGCCCACUGAGUUGACCCAGGAGUUUUGCGAGAAUAUAUGGGACGCGGUCAAGAAUCUCUGCUCCAACGACGCUGGCGCAACUCAAGGCCAAGCCGUUUCUGUGGGCGACUGGACCAUCUAUGCAGACCCGAAUGAAAAGGCAAGCGGCAAAUGA